CACUCGUCAGUGAAGCUGUUUUACCUCUGUCCGCAUCUCGGAAGUACAAAAUCAGCUUUAGGAGUGUGCCAAAAUUAAUAGGUGAAAAAAAAGGCAAGAUGAAGUGUUUUAUUUUACUCGUCACGGUGCACAGCAUAUUUGCAGCCGCAGUGGACUUCACCACCACUACCGAAGGCCCAGUCCGUACGAGAGGACCCACUGUCUCACCAGCAGAAUUCUGCAUCAACACCCCACAAGAGCGUAACACUGUCGGAUUCUACCCCGAUCCUAACGACUGUGCCGCCUUCCUCCAGUGUGACAAGGAUGAAACCGGCAAGCUUUACGCUAACAGAAUGCACUGCCCAAGCGGCACCCUCUUUGACAUGAGGAUGAUGACCUGUGUCGCAUGUGACAUGGCUGAGUGCCCAGGAUCCAGAAUUCCGUCACCAAGGUGUCCACCAGGAGUCGAUUUAUCCACCACUACCACCACUCUGGGACCCACCACUCUGCCAAGCUUUGGCUCUAGCUGCCAGGGUCCUGAUGGCUGGACAUACUUGUCCGUUCCCAACGAUGCUCAGAUUUUCUACAGGAGCCAGACCAUGGGCGGGAACACCACCAUUGAGCGUGUGAGCUGUUUCCCAUGGCAGUUUAACACUAACAAGUGCAGAUGCGUUGCUGCAGGAAAGCAAGCUCUCGCCAUGUUCUCAUUCGACGAGCACAUGAACACAGAGGUUGACAACUUCUGGACUGACUAUAAAGGCGUUGGUCUUAAGGAGGGUAAAAUUGGAAACGCCGCUUACUUCAACGGCUCUGUUCACAUGGAAAUCCCUAGAUUCAACAACUAUCCCUUCGGUUCAUCUAUGACCAUGGCGUUCUGGUAUAUGUCCCUAGGUACCGGCAAACAGGGCAUUCUCAAUAACGGAAACUGCCGAGUGGUGCCUACCAUCGAUUUCCACACCAGUGGAAACACACUCACCGGCAAAGUGCUCAUUCAGAGUAAUGAAACCCUAAACACAGUUGACUUCGUAUUCCGUGAGAUGCCAACUGGGUUCAAUCAUUUCGUAAUGACAUAUGAUGGCUUGAAGUUGCGCGCUUACCUCAACAAGCAGAUGCAGUAUGAGCAGAUUGCAGUUGGAGCAAUCCCAGCCACCUUGGCUCCUCUGAAUUUAGGAAAGGGAAUGGACUGUAAUGGGGAAAACCACUUCUACGGGUACAUCGAUGAGUUCCAAAUAUACGACCGUACCUUGUCGCAGGGUGAGGUGGACGCCAUGUUUGACGGAGCUCGGAACAUCAAAAUCCAACCUUAGAUCUCGAUUCUGACACCCUUUUCAUGACAUGAGUUUCAAACGGAAAAUUAGGGUGCAAUGUGUUUGUACUGUUCCAAAGGAGAAAGAGGAGGAGCAGAGGCCAUUUAAAUAUGAAACCAUAGACUUGUUAUACUACUCAAAGACGAAAUUAUUUUUGUGCAAGCCUCAAGGCUAUCUUUAUAACUUAGUUUCUCCUACACAUUUUUCAAAAUUCAACUCUUUUGAAGACAAUUAUCCAUACACUUGAAGUAAAAGUGGCAAAACAGCUGUUAUUUGUAUUCUUUAUUAACCAUACCUGAAAUCACAAACUGUAGGUAGAUCAGAUAUUGAAUAAAAUAUCAACAGGACGUAGAAGAGGUUAUAUAUGUAGAAGUAGUUUAGUAGCACUUUAAUAUAUUAGAAGUAGUGGACAAUACAGCAAUAUCUUGUACAAAUGUCACAGUGGAAUCACUGUCAGUAGCAUCGAUUUUGGUGAAGAUUUAAAAGGAAAAAAAAGGGAAAAUGAUUGUGAUAAAUUGAUGACGACGCAGGGAUAAAUAGCACCUGCUGCUGACUCAUUCCGUGGCAGACACACCACCAACAACAACGACGAAAGAAAUGCGAAAACUACGUAUUGUUUUUGAAAAGGAAAAAGACUGUUGAAUGAAGAUUAUACUACGGCACGAAUGCUAGAUACUCCAGCAUGCUUCUUCCAGGUACCGAAUAGAUGUUUAAUCACGGACCCUGGGGUGUUCUUCAUGAAAAACAUCACAAUCUUAUGGUUAAACCAGCUUCUUAUGUGAAAGGGAGAGUAAAUGACAGCAUUUUUGUACAUUGUUCUCAGGCAAAAUUAAUAAGUAGCAUAUGCAGAUGAACUAUAAGUUUCGUGACAUCAAACGGUAUGGAAGUAAGGGCAAUCAACAAUGGCGGCGUUGUUUUUACUGUAUAGGGGAAUGGUCGGUCACCACUGCUAUUCUGCCAGACUGUUCUAUGGACUUGGAGACUGAAUUUUACGUAGGUCGCAAGGUUCGCGGGAGGCAUGCUGUUAAAUCAUACUUAAUUGCAUUCACCACGCAGCCUUUACCGUAACGUAAUCCAUUACCAUUAGGUAUAUAAUUGUAUAUUAACGAGAGCAAUAAACGCAGAUCAUGACUGCCUCAA
Molecule: messenger RNA, 2426 nt
Organism: Lingula anatina
Lineage: Eukaryota; Metazoa; Brachiopoda; Lingulata; Lingulida; Lingulidae
Cellular component (GO): extracellular region
Molecular function (GO): chitin binding
Source: RefSeq, a predicted model, not a curated record